AUACAACCACUCUAUGAUUCAUAUCAACGUGAUGUGGAAAUCAAUCUAUGGGAGCCAAUCAAUCGCUAUUGGGCCGAAUGCUAUGAAGCCUGUAAAGUGGCAUCGAAAAAACGCAGUACAUUCCAAGCUGAGAAUAGAACACUAUUUCAAAAAAAAAUUGUCAUACCCUGGAAGGUGCGUCAAGUUGAAGAAACGCGACGUUUAAAUGCAGCUGCACUGCAGCAUAAACGACGCAGCAGUCACAUAAAGAAAAAGUGGAAAUGUGCCAAACGAUUCCUGUACGGACCUCGCGGUCCCUGGUAUACAGGAUCCAACAUGGAAGAAUACUGGACUCUCUCGAAUCAUGAAAAUCUGGCGCGAAUGCGUUUAAAACUGGAACCGCAAUUGUAUCCGAAUAAACAUGAAAAUGCCUCAAAGUUACGUGACAAUGCUACAAAUCAUUACGAUACCAAAGAGAUCCCGGAAUUUGAUUCGACAAUUAAAAAUGUUGUUGUUCGUGAUUUUCUAUCGAACGAUGAAAAUUCUCAAUUAGAGGAAGAUUUACUGCUGACAAUUGAACAGCAAUCGCAGCAGGACAAUACAACAGAGAAAUUGGUAAUAUCACAGGAAUGUGAACUAAUAACCCUGAUGACUAAAGUCAAGGGUCGCAUUGAAGUUAAUCAGACAAUGUUCACAUUUAUCGAUCUAAGUCCACCGGCUGAAGAUGGUUCGAAACAUGAUUUCAAAUUUUCCAUUAAUAAGAUACGUGAAGUGCAUUUAAGAAAAUAUAAUUUAAGAAGAAGUGCAUUGGAAAUAUUUUUGGUGGAUCAAACAAGUUACUUUUUGAAUUUCACCACAAAGACUCGCAAUAAAAUAUUUUCGAAAAUUCUAAGCCUACAACCACCUAAUAUUUUGUAUGGUUCCGGCCGAUCUCCGGCCGAAUUAUUAAAACAAUCCGGUUUAACUCAGCGUUGGGUAAAUCGUGAAAUAUCGAAUUUUGAAUAUCUUAUGUAUUUGAAUACAAUAGCAGGUCGUUCAUAUAACGAUCUAAGUCAAUAUCCAGUCUUCCCAUGGAUUUUAGCUGAUUAUACAAGUGAUAUAUUAGAUUUAACAGAUCCAAAAUCAUUUAGAGACUUGUCAAAGCCAAUUGGUGUGAUAAAUCCCAAAAAUGAAGCUGAAACACGUGCAAAAUACGAUUCAUUCGAAGAUCCAUCUGGAGCUAUACCGAAAUUCCAUUAUGGUACACAUUAUUCAAAUUCUGCUGGUGUGCUGCACUAUCUCUUGCGAGUGGAACCCUUUACAUCACUGCAUAUUGAAUUGCAAAGUGGUCGAUUUGAUGUAGCCGAUCGUCAAUUUCAUUCCAUACCACAAACAUGGAAACUUUUAAUGGACAAUCCAAAUGAUGUUAAGGAACUAAUACCGGAGUUCUUUUAUUUUCCUGAAUUUUUGAAAAAUAUGAAUAAAUUUGAUUUGGGCCAUUUGCAAAUCACCAAAGAAAAAGUGGAUGAUGUUAUACUGCCACCCUGGGCCACAACACCUGAGGAAUUCAUUGCCAUACAUAGAAGAGCAUUAGAAUCGGAAUAUGUUAGUCAAAAUUUACACCACUGGAUUGAUUUGAUAUUUGGUUAUAAACAAAAGGGCCCCAAGGCCGUUGAAGCCUUAAAUGUUUUCUAUUAUUGUUCAUAUGAAGGUGCCGUAGAUUUGGAUAAAAUUACCAAUCCAGUCGAAAGAGAAGCUGUUGAAGGCAUGAUAAAUAAUUUCGGUCAAGUGCCUUCCCAACUGAUGCGUGAACCUCAUCCACGACGCCUGUCUCAGGAAGAAACUACACUUAAACUUUUGAGAGCUGAACUCAAACGUCCGGAUAUAACACAAUUUCUGGACAAGGUUGUGCAAUAUUAUUGUGAAAUUUCCACGCCAAAAGAUCCGAUUGUCUACUUAAGUCCACCCAGGUCACCGCCACGUUCUUUUCUUCAAUUAAGUCCCGAUUCAUUGAUAAGCAUAUCGAAAUCAUGUAUAUUGGGUUGUAAUUCAUGGAUGGCUUAUGAUAAAGAUCGUGGUUUUCUAUUGGAAAUUGAUGCAACAACAACAAAUUUGAAAAAUCGUAAACGCAUUUUUGGGCCACUGCAUCCCUCACAAGCCUCACAUUCCCAAUUGUUUGCUGUUAGUACCGAUGGUAAACUUUUGUAUGCCGGAGGUAUAUGGGAUAAUUCAUUGCGUGUCUAUAGUGUACACAAAGGAAAAGUAGUUGCUUCUGUCACAAGACAUUUGGAUAUAAUCACCUGUUUGGCUUUGGAUAAUUGUGGUUCUUAUUUGGUAACCGGGUCACGUGAUUGCACCUGCAUUAUAUGGAGCAUACAAAAUUCACAUUCAAAUUCCGGUCCAUCAGCAUCAAAUAUACCCGUACACGCGUUGACUAGUCAAACAAAUUUACAGUCAAUUAUUCAACUUAAUACACAAAAUAGUUUCUCACCCAAACCGCUGACAACACUAUAUGGUCACGAUGAUUCCAUAUCAAGUGUGGCAAUUUAUACGGAAUUGGAUAUGGUGGUUUCAGGAUCAUUGGAUGGCACUGUUAAUGUUUAUACCAUACAAGAUGGACAAUUUUUACGCACAUUGAAACCAAUUGGUUGUACUGAAUUUUGUGUACAAAUUUCAUAUGUAACAAUAUCCUAUCAUGGUCAUAUUGCAUUUAGUGCAUUGGAUGAUGCCUCACAUUCUGUUCAUGUUUAUAGCAUUAAUGGCACUAGCUUAGGUUCCAAAUAUGUUUCCGGUAGAGUUACAGGCUUGGCGACCGCCUCGGAUUAUCUCGUUGUAGCUGAUGAUGCUGGAGAUAUAACAUUGAGUCGUUUGCAUGGACUGAAGCCGGUAUUCGAUAUACCAUUGCACGUACCCAUACAAACGGUGGUGGUGACGCCAGGCAACACCCACAUUUUGGCCCCCUUGCGUGAUGGUCGUUUGGCCGUAGUGGCAGUCCAUUUGCCAUUGAACAGUGCCAAAAAACAUCUGGUGCUGAAUGUCUAAGUUCUCAAU
Musca vetustissima is the source of this 3009-nucleotide messenger RNA. Its product is annotated as neurobeachin-like protein 1. The transcript is spliced from 16 exons. Lineage: Eukaryota; Metazoa; Arthropoda; Insecta; Diptera; Muscidae. Gene Ontology annotation, molecular function: protein kinase binding. The record is from RefSeq and is a predicted model, not a curated record. The annotation marks the transcript as partial. Gene Ontology annotation, cellular component: cytosol; membrane. Gene Ontology annotation, biological process: intracellular protein localization.